This is a messenger RNA of Magallana angulata, 2564 nucleotides long. RefSeq names its product ankyrin repeat domain-containing protein 53-like. Gene Ontology annotation, cellular component: spindle pole. Lineage: Eukaryota; Metazoa; Mollusca; Bivalvia; Ostreida; Ostreidae. Gene Ontology annotation, molecular function: protein binding. Bases 138 to 1748 code for a protein of 536 amino acids. The transcript is spliced from 5 exons. Gene Ontology annotation, biological process: regulation of mitotic cytokinesis; positive regulation of microtubule polymerization; mitotic metaphase chromosome alignment. The record is from RefSeq and is a predicted model, not a curated record.
CCUGCUGUAAACAAAUAUGGCCGCCGAUAGAAAGUGAAUUUUGUCCGAUAAGAUCUAACUUCUAAAAAAGUUACCAGUAGCCAUGAAAUAUGUAAUUUAUUCGUAUUUAUGAGUCGGAAAGUUAAUAUUUUUUAAAGAUGUCAAGCGGAGAUAAAGGUCAAGUCGGUACGGAGUCACCGCGUCCUCUGAGAAAACGACGAACUCGCAUGGCGAACGACAAACGAAUAGCGGAUGAUGAGUUUAUGGCAGCCGCCAUAGGAGAUGUAGAAUGGCUAAGACAGAGUCUAAGGGAACAAAAAGGAAAAAUAAAUUUCGAUAAAAACGGUUUGUCAGCGAUUCACCUGGCAGCCAUCCAUGGCAGACUGGACUGCCUGAAGCUGCUGAUAGAGAAGUAUAAGGUGAAUAUUAAUCUGUCCAGUACCACGGGGUGGAGAGCCAUACACCUGUGUAUCAGUAACCAGACGGGCAAGCGGGCCCUGCAGUGUCUGCAGUACCUCCUCAACAAGCACGCAGACCCAUCCAUACCUAACAAUGACGGUAUAACACCAGUCCAUCAAGCGGCCUCAGAGGGACACGUGCAAUGUCUCAAACUUUUGAUCGAGAUCGGGGCAAAAAUAGACGGACAGGACAUAAGAGGCCACACCCCUCUAGAUUUGGCGAAACUGUGGGGACACAAGAAGUGUGCCAGAAUACUGGCUGCAGAACUGUGGCACCAAGACAAGAACAACGUGGCCAAGGAGUUGGGACAGUUACGUAAGCUGAAGAUGCAGCAGGUGCUGAAGGAGAUGGAAGAACAGGACGAGUUCAAGGCGGCCCAGGAGUACUACGGCGAGAAGGCAUAUCAGGAGUGGAUACAGAAAAAGGGUCUGAAUGGGAAAUCGCCAACUGAAGAAAAUAAGGAAGAUUUGUCAAAAUCUGAUCAGCCUAAGAAAGGAAAACCAGUUGAUUCAUUAAUGAAGCCUAACAGCAAAGCCCCACCCCCCAGUGGUAAAAAAAGCAUUCCAGAUAGGAGCAAUAUUCACGUGGCUUUUCGAGAUGACAGAACUCCCUCUCCACAAAGUGGAAGAAGGCCAGCUGAUGGUUCGGAAGAACAAGGAAAUGAGGAUGGUGAUAAAGAAAACCAGGUUACAUCAUCCAGGGAGAAAUCAUCUGCCCCUGUUUAUGUUAACCCUGAACCCUGGAGGCUGGCACUUCAUCCCCCAAAACCGGAGUAUAUAACCAAUCUCACAGACGAAUAUCCAAGGGAUGAGUUCACCAUGAUGCCAAGGACCAAAUCUGCCCACAAGUAUUUCGACGGAAAGUUUGCCAGUAGGGAAAACACUGACGGGGAUUUGAGAAGUAAGAAGUUGAAAAAAGAUAUACGCCAGCCAAAUUUACCAAAAGAUGUCAUCAAGCAAGGGCUGUCUAAGGAUCCAACAGCGGAACAACGACCAGUCCUGUUUAAACCCAUCCACAUGUUUGAUGUCACAAUGAAGAAGAAAUACGGGGAUUCUGUGAAGGGAAAGAGCGAGGUCUCUUUGCAUCUGUGUGACGACUUAUCGUCGUUUGUAUAUCAGAACAGUCUACAGAGAGCCAGCACUAUUGACGUUUUGUCCCCAAAGUCCGUCACCUCAAAUUGGCUCAGUUCCAGAUAUCCCAGGGACAAAGUGAUAAAUACCAUCAAAAAUAUGAAAAAUCCCACCAUGUUCCCCAAUAUACGAGGAGAAGAGUAUGACAUUAAUUACGGAGACAUCGCCACCUUUAAUUGAAUUCCGACUUAAUUUUCAUUUCCAGCUUGAUGACCUGAUGAACUUCUGAUCUCUGCUGGCCUUGGUUAUAUCUGAAUAUGACUGUGUUGCUGCUGAAUAAAUGUUUUCUUUUCUUUUCCGUCCCUUCCAUGUUUAAAUAGAAAAAAUUUAUAGGGUUUAUUUUUUAUUCUUGUUACUGCAGUGUACAUGUAUUAUACACAUGUAGCCUUGUUUGUUGAAGAAUAUUCAGAAGUUACUGCUUAUCAUCAUAUGUAUUUUUAAAUGUUAUUUGUUUGUUGUGGUGCCUUAAAUCUUUGUACUGCUGAUCUUAAGUGUAUCAUUGUCAAAGCCAACAGACACAGGCUUGAGCUGUGUCAUGCAUUAUUGCUGGUGUGUACAAGUUACCACAAAUAUAUUUUUUUGAUUUAUUUAUAUAAAAUCUGAAGAAAAAAUUGAAAUGAUUAUACAUGUACAAUAUUUUUUUUUAUAAAAUAUGUCUUUUUUACAAAACUAUUUUAUGGAGAGUAUUUUUUCUUUUUAGUCAUAAUUUUAUUUAUACAAGAAAUCUGCAUGUGAUUUGAAGUACAUGAUCCUGCAUUCAUUUGUAGCAGUGUAUACACAGACUUGUAAAAUUAGGUACAAGUCUAAACAAGUAAAUAAGCUUUAUAAAUACAUGAUGAAUGUACAUCUAUUUUUUAAUUUGUAUGUAUAUAUAUAUAUGUUAACUGCUGAAAUCUUUCUACAUGUGUAUGAUGUUAAUGUAUAAAUCAAUGUCGUGAAUAUAAACGCUUCAUUUUUCUCUUUCAUAAGUGCAAUUGUAAUAAAUCAUAAACUGCU